Molecule: messenger RNA, 940 nt
Organism: Hydra vulgaris (swiftwater hydra)
Lineage: Eukaryota; Metazoa; Cnidaria; Hydrozoa; Anthoathecata; Hydridae
Source: RefSeq, a predicted model, not a curated record
AAUUAAAAGAUUAGUAAUCUAAAGUGAAUAAGUUAGCACGCAUUUUUGUGUGUGUGUUUUUUUAAUGUAUCCGUACAAAACCAGAAUCACAUGCGAUGGAUUUAAACAAUAUUAAUCUUGUUGGUUGCUUCGUAUUGUUUGGAUUUAUUCUACUCUGUCUUAUUUUUCUUUUCGCAAUCAACGUUAUUGCAAAAAGGUAUCUUAAAGGAGUAACAAAGCAAACUAAUGAGGAAGAAGAAUUGCUGCCACCAGGAGAGGAAACAGAAGAUGAAAUGUAUCUCAAAUUAAAAAAACAUUCGGUUCAACUAGAAAAAUUACCUCAAAAACCGGCAGCUUUUCAAGUAUUAACCAAAAAUGAUAUUAUUUCUACUAUACGCUCUGAAGGUUUUAAAUAUAACUUUGCUGCCGAAGCAAUCGCGCUUGUUUCCUUAAAAUAUGUAUUGGAACAAAAGGUUUUACUCGGAAAUGUAGAAACUAUUUCCGGAUUAAACAUUUUAGAAGCAUCUAGUCCUCAAGAAAUUUCUUUUCAUAUAAAAAUUAUCCCUCAAAAUAGAUUUUCAAGAAAAACAAAAUGGAAAUCCGUCAAAAAAGAGGCUGUUUUGUUAUCUUUUAGUAUGGGUCCUAUAGAUAAUUUAUGUUCCUCAUCUAGUUUAUUUUUUCGAUUAUAUGGCAGAAAAACAGUUAUUUCAAGGCCAAAAUGUUAUGGACAAUUUUACAUAGAAUUGGAUAAGGUCAUGAAAAAAGCGUCAAAUGUUAUAUUUAAAAAACAGUUUUCACCUAAAGGAAAUUGGAUUGAUAAUCCUGAAACCCAUAAAAUAAAAACCUCAGCAAGUAUAAAUGAUGUUUCAAUGGAUAACAAAAAGUGUUAAGUUAACUAAAUUAGUUUCAAUUUAAUUUAUUACGAAUAUUUAAAUAUAUGACUUAAAAUAUUUAAAAACUA